Messenger RNA from Musca domestica (house fly), 1655 nucleotides. RefSeq names its product zinc finger protein 664. Gene Ontology annotation, molecular function: zinc ion binding; DNA-binding transcription factor activity, RNA polymerase II-specific; RNA polymerase II cis-regulatory region sequence-specific DNA binding. The transcript has 5 exons. Gene Ontology annotation, cellular component: nucleus. Bases 128 to 1381 code for a protein of 417 amino acids. NCBI's taxonomy places the organism in Eukaryota, Metazoa, Arthropoda, Insecta, Diptera, Muscidae. The record is from RefSeq and is a predicted model, not a curated record. Gene Ontology annotation, biological process: regulation of transcription by RNA polymerase II.
CUGACGCUUUUAAUUUGCCCGUCUCUGACAUUCGAAUGGCAACACUACUUUAGACUGGCGUUUGGCCAAUUUGUCGUAGCAUCACCAACUACAUAAAAAAGGAAGUAUUUUUAAAAAAUAUUGAACGAUGUCCUGUGUAAAUAACCGCUGGCAGAUAUGUCGAGUUUGUUUAAAGAAUGGCAGCCACGAAUUAUAUCCAAUAUUUCAAGAAGUUGAGAAGACUUCGGAUUUGGGUAAUUUACCCCAGCAAAUACAGCUGUACGGAGGCAUUAAGAUUUGUGAUCAAAACAAUCUACCAAAUAAAAUAUGCAGCCGUUGUUUGCUGUUAUUGCGGGCCGCUUGCAAGUUCCGAGAUUUGUGUGAACAAUCUUAUGAACAAUUGAAACAGUUUAUAAAUCCUGUAAAUAUAGAAGAAGCACAGAUUGUGUUAAGUCCUGAUGACCAGGAUCAGGAUUGUAUUUUGCUAAAAACAAAUACACAGGAAGCGGAGGACAUUGAUAAUAAUGCUGGUGAAGGAAAUUUGGUGACGAUUAUGAAAAAUGAAUUUGACGUCCAGGAUAAUAUGCAAGGAAAUGAUAAUCAAGUAGAGGAAGAAAGGGAGAGAGACGAAGCAGACGACGACGACGAUGAGGAAGAUCAAUUCAUUUAUGAACAAUUAACCGAAAAUAGUCAAGAUCAUGAAUUUUUAGCUGAAGAAUCCAAUUCAUAUUCCCUGGAAGAUAAUAUACACAUAGAAUAUUAUGAUGGUACAAAUAAAGCAUCAUAUAAUAUCCAGUCAAUGGUGCAAGAGAGUACCACCAACAAUCAGGCAACAACUAAACCUGUUAGAGCCACCAAACGUAAACGAGGCAGAGCAAGCAAUAAUGAUAUUAAGCCCGAGGAGGGUGGUAUCUAUCGCUGUGAUUUUUGUGAAAAUGUAUAUCAGGACAAGGCAAAAUAUAUUUUGCACAUAAAAAUCCACAAGAAAGUUAAACCCCAUGAAUGCGAAAUAUGUGGCAAGCGAUUCUCUACAACGCCUCAGUUAUCGCGGCACAUGAAUUCACAUACAGGCAAUCGACCAUAUAAAUGCCAAUUUUGUGAUGCCAGUUUUGGAGAUCCAUCCACAAAAAUCAAACAUGAAAGAAUCCACACCAAUGAGCGGCCCUACAAAUGUACCCUUUGCCCAAAAUCAUUUGCUUAUUCCAAUGUUCUAAAAGUUCACAUGAUGGUGCACACUGGCGAGAAACCUCAUAGAUGUAGCUACUGUAAUAGAGCUUUCUCCCAGCUCCACCAUAGAAAUGCCCACGAGAAAUGCCAUACGCGUAAAAUAAUCGUUUUGGGCAAUGAGGAUAACGAUGAUUUCGACGAGGAAAUGAAAGAAUAUGAAUUGGAGAAAAGUUAAAUAAAUACGUUUAUUAGUGAAAGUACCUUAAGCAAAUAUAUAUGCACAUACCUACAUAGAGAAACGUACACAUUGUUAUGCAUAUUUUUGUAUGUGAAAGAAUAAUUUAUUUGGAAAUGGUAAUGCGCUUUGAAAAAAGUUGUAACUACAGGAUAUUUGAGUUCUAUACUUUAGAUGUAGAACAUUUAUUUUAGUGUAAAUUCUUACAAUUCGAACAUUCUAAUUGUAAUAUGAAUUUAUUUCUUUGUACUCUAAUUUUAAAAUUGACAUUUAA